Molecule: messenger RNA, 548 nt
Organism: Astrephomene gubernaculifera
Lineage: Eukaryota; Viridiplantae; Chlorophyta; Chlorophyceae; Chlamydomonadales; Astrephomenaceae
Source: the annotation of a GenBank genome assembly
CACCCACCUCCACCACUCAUGAACUCGCAGCUUCCUCUCCCGCCCGCCUCCUCCACCCGCCUCCCUCACCCGCCUCCCUCACCCACCUCCUGUCUAGAUUCCUCUCCUUACAUCUCCUCGCUCCUUUCCACGCCCGCUGACCUGCCGCAUGCCGCUGGGCCCCUGGAAGGCACCAAGCAGGGCGGCGCCGGCCACUGUUCUGACCUAAUAGGAUCCCCCACUUGGAGAUUCCUCUCCUUACAGAUCCUCGCUCCUUCCACGCCCGCUGACCUGCCGCAUGCCGCUGGGCCCCUGGAAGGCACCAAGCAGGGCGGCGCCGGCCACUGUUCUGACCUAAUAGGAUCCCCCACUUGGAGGUAAGCGUGCCAGCGUUGCAACCCUUGGUAAUGGAUGCACGUUGGGCGGUGCGGCGACGCUCGCCCUUGCAUGCCAUGAAGGAUCGCUCUGUGUUUGCGGCUUUAACUUCCUUAACAGCACGUCUCUUGCUUGGAUUCACGCUCCUUCAAGCGCACAGGAACCACUCAGCAUGUACGGCGGUGUUCGUUCCU